Phytophthora sojae is the source of this 219-nucleotide messenger RNA. RefSeq lists its product as hypothetical. The record is from RefSeq and is a predicted model, not a curated record. The annotation marks the transcript as partial. The transcript is spliced from 2 exons. NCBI's taxonomy places the organism in Eukaryota, Oomycota, Peronosporomycetes, Peronosporales, Peronosporaceae.
GUGAAGGACCUCCACUACAAGGCAGCUUCACACCUGUGCCACAACACAGACGUGAUACUGCUGCCCAAAUUCUCGACUUCGUUCAUACUGGAGGCGAAGUGGGAGGUGGCGGGCAAGGCCAUGGUACUGUGCUGUGAGAUGUACUCGAGCCGCACAUGUGACCGUUGCUGCCGCCUCCACCUCACACUGCGCAAUGAAGAUGUAUUCACUGCGGCUUCC